Messenger RNA from Striga hermonthica, 624 nucleotides. Lineage: Eukaryota; Viridiplantae; Streptophyta; Magnoliopsida; Lamiales; Orobanchaceae. The record is from the annotation of a GenBank genome assembly.
AUGGCUCCGGUUUCGGCUCUUGCUAAGUACAAGCUAGUCUUCCUGGGAGAUCAAUCGGUCGGGAAAACGAGCAUCAUUACUCGCUUCAUGUACGAUAAGUUUGACAACACUUAUCAGGCUACUAUUGGCAUUGAUUUCCUUUCGAAGACUAUGUACCUUGAAGAUCGAACUGUGCGUCUGCAGUUGUGGGAUACUGCUGGACAAGAAAGAUUUAGGAGUCUUAUUCCAAGCUAUAUAAGGGACUCUUCUGUUGCAGUCAUCGUAUUUGAUGUCGCAAGUAGACAAUCUUUUCUCAACACAUCAAAAUGGAUUGAGGAGGUCCGCAAUGAGAGAGGAAGUGAUGUUAUCAUUGUGCUAGUUGGAAACAAAACCGAUCUGGUGGAUAAGAGGCAAGUUUCUAUAGAAGAAGGAGAGGCCAAAGCACAUGACCUUAAUGUCAUGUUCAUUGAAACUAGUGCCAAGGCUGGCUUCAAUAUUAAGGCUUUAUUCAGAAAAAUUGCUGCAGCAUUGCCUGGAAUGGAAGCAAUAUCAUCCACUAAGCAAGAGGAUAUGGUCGAUGUCAACCUCAAAACCGGCAGCACAAACGCACCUCAUUCGCAGCAGUCGGGAGGGUGCGCCUGCUGA